CUCUCUCUUUUUGGUUGCUAUUGUUUCUUUUUUUAAAUUGUAGUUAUUUAUAAUUUCCGUCUAUUUCAGUGUUUAUGAAUGAAUCAGAGGACACCCCGGGUUUUUGUGAGCUGACAUUAAACUUAAGGUUACAUGUAGCCCUGUUUGUUGGUGAUAGCCCAGGUGACACUCCACCAGUGCCAAACUCUCAGGGUGUGUGUGUGUGUGUGUUGAACCCUGACUGCUUUCUAUAUUUAGCCCCACAGUGAGUGUUUCUGCUCGGCCCCGUAUGUCUCUGGCUUCUCCGGUGACAGUCCAGUCCAGUCUCUGCGGAUCUGUCAAACUGCGCUUCGAGUUUCAUCUCCAGAAAAUUGCUCCAGAGCGAGAUCUGCUGCUCCACACGGGACAUCACUGUCGGCUCUACCUGCGUCUGAGCAUCGGGCAUCUCCACCACAAACGCACCUUUUGCGCUGCGUCGGUGCCAUGCUGUCGGGGGUCUGUGGAUGAGAAAGUAUGUCGUCAGACUUCUACUCCAGAGAUGAUCCGGUGGAGAGGGGGCCCAUCCCCCUGGACAUUGACAACGUCCACAUGCUGCUGCAGGUGGAACAAGAACAGAUCCAGAAGAAGACCUUCACUAACUGGGUCAACGCUCAGCUGGCAAAGCGGAGGCCUCCAUGUCUGGUCGUGGAUCUGUUCAACGAUUUCCGCGAUGGCUCCAAACUGUUGGACCUGCUGGAGGUGAUGAGCAGUCAGCGCAUUAGUCGGGAGAGAGGCAGAGGAAUGUUUCAGCACAGGAGCAACAUUGAGAAAGCCCUUUCCUUUCUGAAAAACAAAUCGAUCAAACUGGUCAACAUAAACAUUCCUGACAUUAUCGAUGGUAAACCGUCCAUCAUCCUGGGCCUCAUAUGGACGAUCAUUCUGCAGUAUCAUAUCGAGGAGUUGGCCAGCGGCCUCUCGUUCAGCUCCCGUCAGUCCUCCAUGGAGUCUUUGACCAGUCUGGACUCGCGCUCCACCCUCUCGAGCCGCUCUGCCAGCAGCAGUCCUCUUCCCCCGAGAGGCUCACCACUCCACAAUCGUUUCAGGGUCUCUGCCAAGAAGGCCCUGCUGCUCUGGGUCCGGGAACAGUGCCACAAAGCUGGCUGUACCAUAAAUGUGAAAGACUUCAAAGCUAGCUGGAGGAGUGGAGUAGUCUUUCUGGCGAUCCUGCACGCUCUGCGGCCAGACCUGGUGGAUCUGUCCAAAGCCAGAACCAGAAGCAACAAGCAGAACCUGGAAGAGGCUUUCCGCAUCGCAGAGAGAGAGCUGAGGAUCCCCAGACUGCUGGAUCCUGAUGAUGUGGAAGUUCGAGACCCCGAUGAGAAGUCCAUCAUGACCUACGUGGCUCAGUUCCUGCAGUACUCCAGAGACCUGCCAGCGUCAGAGGAGGAGAUGCAGACACAAUACCUGACUCCUAAAAGUCCUUCUCCUGUCAACCUGCCCGCUCACUACACUCCUGCUAUCGCCGCUUCGCCUCUGCGUCAGGCGACGCCUGACCGAAAGGCGAAGGAAGUGACAUGCUGGCUGGUUCAGGCGUACGACGAGCUGCUGGAGGGAUGGGACUCCACCGAGGGCGAGAGCUACUCAGAGAGAUACCAUGUGUUUCACACCUUUGUGGUGUCCUUUAAUGAGCAGCGGCGUCCCAUCAUGCCUCUGUUGACAGCGAUGAGGCGAACCCCGACACUGAGCGAGGAGCAGCGAGCUCUGAGAGAGGCGUGGGGCGCCCUCUCUGAAAAACUUCGUGAAUAUAAAGUCGAGUUGGACAUGAGUCUCCCGGCCCCCUUGAACACGGUGGCUCGCUGGCUGCUGAAAUCAGAGGGUGCUCUGGCCGAGGAGGUGGGCGACCCACAGGACCACGGCCGAGCCGCUGACGAAGCCAGGGAGAAACAGGAGCUGCUCAAAGUUUGCUUGGAGGAGAUGCCGCAGCACGUGAAGACCUUCCAGACCUUCCAGAACCAGGAUGAGUACGGAAACAUGAUGGUUCCCACUGACAAGAUGGACGAGCUGAAGAGGAGGUUCACCAGUGUUAGAGUGUCUGCUAAGUACCACGGGAUCAAGCUGGAGUACCGGGAGCACCGGCACACGGUUUUGGACCUGUUGGGUCAGAUCAGAACCAAGCUCCGGGUCUGGAAGAGGCCUUACAUCUCCCCGGAGGCUGUCAGGGUGUUGCUGCAAGAAUGGCAUGAGCUGGCGAGCAGGCAGGAGCUACCGACUUUGUUGGAAGCAACUCUUCAUAAACUGAAACAGAUUUCUGAGAAGUAUUCAAGCAAAUCAGCGCUGGCUGCAGAUUACCAGCACGUCAGUCAGCAGGUGAAGCAGCUGGAGGAGGACACUGCCGUGAUUUUGGAGGAAGUGACUACAGCCAAGAGCUCCAUGGGGCGGGUCCUGUCAUCGUGGGACUCUUACAGCGACUGCCUCAGCUCCCUGCAGGCUUGGCUGGAGCAGGGCUCUGUAAACAGACCCGAGUUGACGUCUGAGUCUGUCGCUGAGUGGCGCUCUCGACAGGCCCACCUGAACGAGGUGGGCAACUUCCUGAUCGAGUCCACCGCCCCGCAGACCAGCAGGAGCCUGGCAGAGGAGCUGCGCAGACUCAACAUGCAAUGGGCUGAGUUCAUGAAGAGAAACACAUUUGACAGCACGGCUGAGCCCAGUGCUGACGUCCAAGCCAGAACCCCAGCUCUGAUCAGGGAAGCCACUCUCUUUCUCAAAGAGCCCGUGGAGGCUAUGGCAGGUCCUUUACGCACCUACAGGAAAAGAAUACAGUUCAUAAUGAUGAAAAUAAAAGAAGUGGAUCUGGAGGCUCUGGCUCCCUCACCAGAAUACCCAGCGGAUCAGUUACAAAAAAUGAAGCUUGCUAUACCAGAAGUGAUGCAGACCUUGCUUGAGGCAGAACAGGUUUGUGCAGAGCUCCAGCACAGUGUGUCCGGUCUGGACAGUCGUCUGGCUGAACUCCUUCACUGGGAGGCUGAGGCCAGCGAGCUCUACCAGCUGCUGAAGGGUGCAGAACGACAACAGCGGGGCCAAGACCCACGAGCCAGGGUCCUGAUAUCACGUGGUUUACAGCUGGAGGGUCAGGUGGUCACAGAGGAGCAGGACCUACAGAUGAUGGUGAUGACGAAUCAGAAGAACUCUCCACUCCAGUACCUCCAUGCCUCAGCCAUGCAGGACCGAGUCCGAGCCGCUGUUGCUCAGUCACAGGAAGCUGUAGGCAUGCUGAGCAGCCUGGGAGCCAGAAGAGACAGGAGCAGAAGCCCCCCAGAAGGGUCUCCUCCAUCAAAGAUCUUUAUCCAGGCUAAAGGACAGCCUCAGCGUCUGAGAGAGUCAGACACCAGGCAGUCCGAGACAAAGUCAGUUACACAUACCUUUGUGCCAAAGAUAGUGGUGCAGGAAUACAAAGACGAAAAGAUGAUUUCUCCUACGAUGCCAUAUACCUACGCUGAAGCUGUGAUGCAGACCAGGAGAAAGUCUCCUCCAGAAGGCCAGGCUCAAGCCUGGUCAGGGACAGAUGCGUAUACACAACUUAAGGGACAGACAGAAAAAAAGCUACAACAAGAACAACACGAAGUGCAACAACGAGCACCAACACAACCACAACAACAGCAGCAGCAGAAACAGGAACAACAACGGGUGGAGCAGCAUCUGCAGACAGAAAUACAUCGAUAUCAAGAUCAGCAGCACGUAGUAACAGAUAUACAGGUUGAACAACAAGUCAGACAGUCAGCAGAGCACCAUGAGCAGACUUUAACUCAACAACCACCUGUAAGGAUACCACCUCUGAGCCCCCAGGAGCUUAAAAGUAGAAAGGCUCAGGCCAUGAAGAACCGGCCCUGGCUUCAGAAGCCAGCCCCAGGGGAGCAAAAAACUCCAGGUCAAAAUCUGGAACAGGAUUCCAAAGAAACAGUGAGAUCAGUUCAGGUUGUUGUACAGCAGACAGUAACUGCUAGCUCGCAGCUGGAAGGACAUGCAAAGGUUACUGAACCACAACUUCAACGAGACCAGCAGCAGCAGCAAGAAAAAGAGAAGCAUCAGCAGCAACUACAGCACCUGGAAAAACACCAAAAGCAACAGGAACAAUUGCUGCAGCCAGAACAACAAAAACAACUGCAACAAACACUGCCUAUUCUAAGACAAGCAGAACCUGAUUCAGACACAAAGGCCAAACCCCAGACUGUAACCACGGCUCAGCCUCACCCACAUACAACAACCCAAUAUCAGUCACAACCCCAAACUACAGUUCAUUCUAAAUCUCAGGCAGCAGUACAAGCGCAGUCCACAAGUGUGUCCCACAGUACCACAGACAGUCAGCAACCACUGAAGGCCAUGUCCCAAACUAAAGUGAGCCAUGGUCAGUCACAGGCACAGGUUCUUCCACAGCCCCAUGACCCCAUGAAGACACAGUCAUUGACCCAGCCACAGACACAAGUACAGCUUCAACCCCAGCUUCAGACUCAGCCCCAAACAAGUGUCCCAGCUGAACCGCAGCCAUCUACGCAGUCACAGGGUCUACCCCAUGGCCUAGCUGUAGCUCAAAUGCAGGCAUGGACUCAAGUCAGACCUUCUUCACCUAUGCAGGCUCCACUACAGGGCCAAAUUCAGCCUCCUGUGCCAUCUCACAUUCAGCUUCGUAGUCAUCCACAUUCAUGGGCCCCCGUUAGACCCCCCUCCCCUAAGUCACCAACACACCCCCAGAUCCAAACAGAUGCUCAGUCAAUGCCCCAGUCACAAGCCUAUCCUCAGUCCAUGGUCCAGGUUCAAACACAUGCUCCUCCACAGGGCCAUCCUCAAACUCAUCCUCAGUCGAAGGUCCUGCCUCAAACCCAUCCUCAGCCAAAGGCCCAGUCUCAGAUGCAUGCACAGUCAAUGGCCCAGGCUCAAAUGCAUACCCAAUCCAUGACCCAGUCUCAAACCCAUGCUCAGUCAAUGGUCCAGGUUCAAAGUCAUCCUCAGCCAAACGCUCAGUCUCAAUUGCAUCCUCAGUCGAUAGCCCAGUCUCAAAUCCAUGCCCAGUCCAUAGUCCAGGGUCAAACCCAUUUACAGCCAAUGUCUCAGCCAAGGCACGCACAUCCUUCAACUCAACAAACUCAAGUUCAACUUGUAGUCCAGCCUCAGGGUCAUUCUCAGCCUAUGACUCAGUAUCCCCCACAUGCUCAGCCAGUGGUCCAGCACCCAGGCCAUAUAUCCCCAGGCCAAAUCCAAACUUGGACUCAAGUUAGAGCCUCAUCCCCAAUGUCUAUCUUAAAUCCACAGGCAACAGCCCAACCUCCAUGUUACCCUCAAGGUUACUCCCAGGGUCAGUCACCAUCCCAGCAGUGGACACUGAAACCAGAGUCACAAAGCCAAGCUAUUGCACAGCAGAAGCAUCCAAUUCCCCAACCAUACCCUCAGCAAAUAGGUCAAGUUCCACAGUGUCAGGCUUUACCAACAGUUCAGGGUCUUCCACAGUGGCCCCAAGCCAGGCCCCAGCUAGGACCUCAGAUAGGGCACCCUGGUUAUCCUCACAUGGGGCCAUUAUAUCCUGAGCAGCCACAGACACAAACCCAACCCUGGGUUAAAACACAACCCCAAGUGAGACCCCAGAGUUCCAUGCAACAACAACAACCUCAGAUGAGAUCUUAUGAUACGUUUCACAUGCAGACACAACAAGGCCAAGUUCAGCAACAGACUUGGGUUCAGGCACCACCUCAACUUCAUCCUCAGCCUUAUCCCCAGCCUCAAUCUCAGCAAUAUUCACAGGUUCAGCAUCAGUAUCAAACUCAGCAUCACCCUCAUAUGCAGGCUCAAAUACCUCCUCAAUCGCAAUCACCACACCAAGCCCAUCCUCACUUUCCUCCACAGCCUCAGCGCCAACCGCAGAUGCAAGCCCAGUCCCAAACCCAUAUCCAGAAAGAGCCGUCUAUACAAAUAAAACCACAGGCCCAGACUCAGCAGCCUCAGCUCAAUCUUAAAUUCCAGCAGUCUUUUCCACAACCCAAACAUCAGGCCCAGCUCCAAUCAGAAUCAAAGACUGAGUCACCAAUUCACCCAAAAAGGGAAUCACCCCCACAACCAAAACCCCCAGCCCAAUCAGCACAAAAAACAGAGUUUCAAACACCAACUCAACCUGUGGUUCAGCCACCAAUCCAACCCAAGGCUGAAUCAGUCCCACAACCCAUACCUGAGCCCAAAAUGCCACUACCACCUAUGAGUCAGUCACCAGUCAAGGCCGAAUCACAACCACAACCUAAAUUGCAGGUCCAAACCGCACCACUACCUGAAUCUCAAUCACCAACUCAACCCAAGGUUCAGUCACUGCCACAACCCAAACCACAGGCCCAGUUGCCAUCACAAUCCCAACUUCAGGCUCAGUCACCACCACUGCCCAAGGCUCAAACAGCACCACCCCCUGAAUCUCAAUCACCAACUCAACCCAAGGUUCAGUCACCAAUCCAAUCCAAGGCCCAAUCAAUGCCACAGCUGAAACCUCAGGCACAAUUGCCACCACAGCCCCAACCUCAGGCUCAGUCACCGCCACUACUCAAGGCCCAAACUGCACCACAAUCCAAGGCACAAUCACCCCCACAGGCCAGACCUCAGACCCAACCACUUCCAACACUUCCACAGUCCAAACCUCAAACCAAGUCUUCUCCAGAACCCAAACCCCAACAACCGCAAACUGUUCUUGUCUCCCAGAUCAAUGUGCUGCCUGAGUCCCAGGCUGAGUCACCAGAUCUGUGCAUUACUCCUCCGGCCCUGGCACAGGUGCCUCCCCAGGCCUACACAGAGGCUUAUGCCAAAGCUCAGGCAUUGGCCAGAAAUGGCUUUGAGGAUGCCAAGCACUGUCUGCAGGAGCACAUCAUGGAAACCAUUAACAUCUUUGAAGAUAAGCGUAUAUCGACAGAGCAAGCAUCGGUGAAAGAGGAGACUCUGAGGACCCUGGACCCAGAGAUGCUGGAGGAGUUCUUGAGAGCAGCUAAGGGCAUGGAGGCCUUUUGUACCCCCUCACAGCUCAGAGAAAUGGAGUUCUACACACAGUCUGUCAGUAGACAGUGGGAGGCCAUCAGAGUUGAGAUCUCAGGUUUUUUGCAGCAAUUACGUUUUGAAGUAACAAGGAAAGACUUUAACACAGCUGCCCUGCAGUCUGAGAUGCUCUUAAGGUCACAAUUAGAAAACCGAUCUCAGGCUUGUAUCUCAGAGGAUGGCAGUUUUGCUCAGGCGGGGCAGCAUCUCGAGGCCUUGAAAGAGCUUUGUGACACUCUGAGCCCUGAGGAUGCCCACCGCCUGGCCCAGACUCAGCUCAGAGAGUGUGAGAACAGGCUGGCUGCCAUCCAGCGGCAGUUCAGCGGAGACCAAGAAGCACAGAUCCCUGAUUCAAGGAUUCCUGUUGGCUUCAGUGAGGAUGCGACCACACAAAAGGAACCUAUAAGACCAACAAGUGACAAAUCUCAGGUCUCAGCUGAGAUGUUUCAGGUGACAAUGAGGACAGUGUGUCUGGAGAGGACAGAGGUUGAAAAGCAGACAUCUGUAGAGGAAGAGGUCUCGAAAAAGGAGGCUUUAGAAAGAUAUGAGAACUGUAAGAGGACUCUGCAAGCCCAACUGGCUAAAAAUGAACAAAGCAUCAAGGAUGUUCCGUCUGACUCCGUCUCUCUGAAAGGCCUGCAUACACGGCUCCAAGAAAUACAGUUCUUGAGGCAGGAGACAGAGUCUCUGUGGUCCGAGUACGCAAACCAGUGCUCCCAGUGUUCACAGUUUUCAGGGAACGCUGGUCUGGAGCAGGAGAAGGCGGAGCUGCAGGAGCAGUGGCGCAGCCAACAGUCCAACCUUCAGAAGAGAGGCAGCUUGCUGGGUGCCGCCCUCAGACAGAUCGACUCCACCGAGAACCACAUGGUGGAUUUCACCGACCGCCUGGACCGCUACCUGAGGCAGCCCAAAGACGUCACAGCCUUCACUCUGGCCAAUACCAACAUCCUGAAAGACAUUAAGGAACUGGAUGACAACAUCCAGAGCGAGCUGGACCAAGUGUCCCGCCUGGACCCUGAAUCCAGUGAUCUGGACCCCAGAGACUGCUUCCCUCUGUCCCGUGAGGUCGAGACUCACAGAAACAGCCUGGAUCAGCUCCGGCAGCAGGUCCGGAAGAGCGAGGCAGCCGCCCGAGCCCUCGACCGCUUCCUCAUGUCACUGCGUACCGUGGACGAAGACAUCUCUGGAGUCCAGGGCGCCCCCUGCAGUGACGCUCAGGUACUGCAGGACUGUCGAUCCAAGCUGGCACUGAUCAGGCAGAGCAUCGACAGCCUGAAAGAAAAGGCACCUCAGCUGGAUCUGCUCCUGCAGGGAGCCAGGCUGACGGUCACCAGGGACGGGGUCCCGGCCUCCUGCCUGGACAUGGUGACUGCCCUGCUAAGAAGGCUAGAGGAGGCUGACAGCAGCCUGGCCAGCCAGCAGAAGGGCCUCCAGAAGGAGACACAGAGCAAAUCCCUGGGCCUGAGGAAGAGGACGCUGCUGGGGGAGCUGAGGAAGCUGAAGGAUACCAUCGAAAUGCAAGGCCUGAAGGAGCCUACCAUGCCUGCUGUACAACACAGACUUCGUGCCCUGUCAGAUUUGGAGGGUCCGCUGCAGGUCCAGCACGCAGAGCUCCAGAACCUCCGUGAACUUCAAGAGAAACAGGGUGGAGGAGAAAACCUCUUUGAAGAGGUGGAGACUGAGUGGAGGGAGACUCAGAGAGCUUUUUCUGACAGGAAGAAGCAGUGCAACAUCCUGCUGGAGCUUCUGAAGAAGUUUCAGAGCUGCCGUGGUCACCUGAGCAACACCAUGCAGAGAGCGGAGCAGGCGAUCGGUGAUCAGGCUUCAUACAUGGGCAAAGACAACCUGCAGAGAAGUAUAGCCAAGGUCCAUGAUAUUAAGGAGGAGCUUGCUGGUCUUGGAGAGCAAAUGGAAGAGAUGAGGGGAGUUUGCAGACAGCUGCAGUCCCAACUGAAAAAGUUCCCAGACUGCAGCGAGACUUCCUUUGAAGCAGAGGCCGACACACACAUGGACAACUGGCUGGAUGUGACAGAGAAGACAGAUGCCUACAUGGAUAACCUUCGGGUGGGGCUGGAGCUGUGGGAGAAGCAGCUGAUGGUCGGGGGAGAGGUGGACAGCUGGGCAGGGUCCAAACUGGCCAUGUUUGCAGAGAGCCAUCCCUUCCACAAUGAGCAACAAGUACUUGACAUGAAGGAUGAGAUCCACACCAAUGAAGAGAACAUUGAGCAUUUCCAUAAGAAGUCUCUAGAGAUCCAGGAGAUGCUGCAGGGUCAGGAGGCACCGCUGGAGCUGCAGGUGAUGGAGACCCAGCUGAGGAAGAGGAUGCAGCAGGUAAAGGAGCUGUUCACCGACUGCACCGACGUCUUCGAGGAGCUGGUAGCUGUGAAGACUCACCUGGCUGAGAAGAUAGAGGAGUGCCAGUCAGCUGUAGAGAGCAUCCAGUGUUCUCUCAGCAAGGUGGAUGCUUCGCAACCAAAGAUCGAAGCUCAGAUUCAGGAUCUGUGUGACGACCUGGGGGCUCAGGAGGAGCAGGCUGAGUCCGUGUUGAAGGAGGUGGGUUUGAUUUCCAGUGUGGCCAGCCCUCAGGUGCUAGAGGCGCUGUCUGUAGACUGCAGCAGGCUGAGGGAGGCCAUCGCCCGCACCAAGGACAUGAUCUACCUGAAGAGAGAGGAGAGGGACAAAGGCCUGCUCAAGGUUAUCAAAGAUGAAAGGCAGUCGUUCGGGGGAUGGUUCCAGGACUUGCAGCUGUCCGUCAAUGAGUGCUUUGAGAACCCUGAGAGCAGGACAGACGUGGAAACAUCUCUGCAGAGACUCAUCAGUUUCUUAAAGUCCAAGGAUGCAGAGAGACGUCUGGACCAGCUGAAAGAUCAGCUGGAGAGAGGAGGCCAGCAGGUUCCAACCCAGCAGCUCUCUGAGUUCAACGACUGGCUGAAGGAGCAGCAGGAGGAGGUGGACACGUUCAAAACCCACUGCCACAACAGGCAGAAACAGAUGGAGUCACUCCUCAGUGACCUGAACAGCCUGCAGAAGCAGCACGACAGCUUCCGUGAUUGGCUGCAGACCAAAGAAAAACAGUCUGUGGAGUCGGACAGAGUCAAACUACUUCUCAAAGAUCUUCAGGAUGAGAGCGGCAGAGUUGACACCCUCAGUGAGGUAUUGGCAUCAGUGCGCAGACAGGGCGUCAGAGCUGAAAGCCUCCUGAAAGACGGUGAUAACUUGAUACAGCGCUACAGAAACCUGGAAGCCAGGCUGCAGAAGCAGGCAGACGCCCAGAGCGCCCUGGAGGGGGAAUUUGACAAGUUAAAUACUCAGGCUGAGAGCACCAGGACCUGGAUCACUACACUUCUGCAACCCCUCACCUCCCAUAGCACAGACACCAAGACAGAGGAGAUGAAGCACAAAGCACAGGCCGUUCUGAGCUCCAGACCUGAGGGAGACGCUAAAGUGGACAACCUGAGAAGACAAAGCGAAAGUCUGUGUGAGCAGGAGGACCUGCAGGAGGCGCGGAAAAAAGAGAUUCAGCGGUCAGUCAGAGAAACAGAGGAGCAGUGGAGGACAGCUGUGCAGACAGCUGAACAGGCUCUCAACAAGGCGGAAGCACAGGCGCUGUUGGACAAAGACUUAGACGCUUUCAGAACCCAGAGUGAGAAUGUUCAGUCCUGGAUUAGAGAGCAGGAGCAGAGCUUGCAGUCGCUUGGUGGAUGCAUGCAAGCUGAAGAAAAGUGCCAGGUUGCACGAGCUAUGCUGAGCUCCAAACCUGAUGGAGAUUCAAAGCUCUGGAAUCUGAAGAAACAGUGUCAGAGUCUGUGUGACAACCAGAGCCUGGACGAGAGCAGGAGACAAGAGCUUCAGGAUUCAGUCAGACACACAGAGGAGCAGUGGAAGAAAGUCCUGCAGGCUGCCGAGGAGGCUCUCAACAAGGCAGAGACUGAUGCCACCAUCGGAAGGGACUAUGAUGAUUUCAAAACCCAGAGCGAGAGCACCCAGUCCUGGAUCAAAGAGCAGAAACAGAAGCUGUUGUCGCAUGGCAGUCGUGAGCAGGUUGAGGAAAGGUUACAGGCCGCACAGGCUGUUCUGAGCUCCAGACCUCAGGGAGAGUCCAAGAUGCUCGACCUGAAGAGACGAAGUGAAAGUCUGUGUGAGCAUCUGGAGGAGAGCAGGAAGGCCGAGGUUCAGCAGUUGGUGAGAGGCACAGAGCAGCAGUGGAGAUCAGUUCUGCAGGCGGCCACACAGGCCGAACUCCGAGCUCUUUCAGACGACUUCGACACUCAGAGUAAAAACACCCAGUCCUGGAUCAGAGACCAGCAACAGAAACUGCAGUCUGUGGGCAUUCACAGGCCGCCCGAGGAGAGAAGUGACAUGGCUCAGACCAUCUUGAGCUCCAAACCUGACGGUGACUGUAAGGUAAACAACCUGAGGAGGCGAGGCCAGACUCUGUGUGACCACACAGACGCAGACAAGGGCAGCAAAGUCCACGUUCAGCAGACGGUCAGAGAGACAGAGGAGCAGUGGAGGACGGUCCUGCAGGCGGCCAAGCAGGUGGAAGCUGAAGCAGGAACUGUGAUCAGCGAGGGGGCUGAGAGGAGAAGGAUGGAGCUGAGAGAGUUUGAUACACAUCAGCAGGACACUGGCAGCUGGUUUACAGACCUCCAACGACAAGUGGACUCGCUGAACAGCCAAACCAGAGCUGAGGACAGACUGCACUCAGCUCAGGCCAUUAUGAGCUCCAAGCCUAAAGGAGACUCCAAGCUCCAGGAGCUCAGGAGACGAGGCCAGAGUUUGUGCGGUCAGGACCUGGAGGAGCACAAAAAACAAGAGCUUCAGCAAAAAGUGAGAGGCGCAGAGGAGCAGUGGACGAGAGUCCUGCAAAACGCUAAACAAGCCCUGGAUCAGGCCGAGAGGCAGUGCGCCUUGGAGGUCCAGCUGAGGGAUUAUAACGCCCUGAGAGAAAACACCAGAACGUGGCUGGAAGACAAGCAGCAGAACCUCGUCUCUCUGGAUCUUCAGACAGAGCCAGAAAAGACAAUAAACACUGCACAGACUAUCCUGAGCUGUAAGCCCGAGGGAGACUCCAAGCUGACAGAACUGAGGAGACAGAGUCAGAGUCUGUCCGAUCAGGAGGACCUGGACGAGAACGUGAAGAGAGAGGCUCAGCAGGCGGUGAAAGAUUCAGAGGAGCAGUGGAGCACAGUCCUUCAGUCCGCCGAGAACACUCUGAAGAAAGCCGAGGUCCAGUACUCGCUCUCCAGGGAGCUCGAGGCCUUCCGCACCCAAGCAGGCAUCACCAUGACCUGGGUUAAAGAGCUGCAGCAACAGGCCGAGUCCAAAGGGAGUGGCACUCAGGGCAGCCAGGCUCAGAUAGAGGACAGGCUGAACACAACCAAGGCCAUCUUGAGUUCCAAGUCCAAUGGCGAGGCUCAAGUGAUGGGGCUGAAGACCCGAGCUCAGAGUCUGUGUGAGCAGGAAGACCUGGAGGGAGACAAGAAGCUGGAGGUUCAGCAGACGGUCAAAGACACUGAGCAGCAGUGGAGGAAAGUCCUGCGGGAUGCUGAGGACACACAGAGACAGUUGAAGGGUCUUGUGGAGCGCCUGGUGUCCUGCCAGUGUCAACGAGGCCAAGCUGAGGCCCGUCUGUCUGACCUCCAGAAGCAGAUCUCCAGCCUGCCACGUGUCUUCCCCUGGCCAGGCCUGGGAGAGCGCAGGCAGACGGUAGAACAGGCCCGGACUCUGCUGGACCAGACCACAGCUUUGGCUCCUGUCCUCUCAGAAAUCCGCACACAGACUGCAGAGCUGUUUGAGAUCACACAGGAUCAGAGCUGGUCAGAUCCCUCCUGGGCAGCCAAAGAGGCGUCCAUUCCUGCUCUGCUGAAGGAGCUGACUGAUGCAGUGACUAAGCUGGAGCAGGGCGUAGUGACGGAGAGGCAGUGCACCCAGCUGGUAGAGCAACACGAAGCAGCCCAGGACUGGCUGAGGGAACAUGUCAAAGGCCUGGGAGCCCCUCCAGCAGACAGACAGGGUCUACACAGUGCUGUCAACACUCUGAAGGCUUUACUCCAGACAGUGGACAGGGAACAGAGGGAGAUGAAAGAGCUGGACUCUGCUCGGGACAGUUUGCUGAGCCUUUGUACCCCCGGUGGUCGGGACGCUCUGACCCUGGAGAUCAGCCAUCUCCAUGAUCUCUGCACCACCUCGGAGCAGGAGGUGACGGAGCGCCUGGGGGCCUGUGAGACGCGCUUAUCAGAGCUGGACAGUCAGCUGGCCAGGAGGGUCCAGGUGCUGAAAGAGAGAGGUGCAGCCCUGCAGUGGGAGCUCCGCUCUCUGGACCAGGCGCUCAGUUAUAGUGAACCACAGAACAACAUCGCCCAGCUCCAACAGCACUGGCACAGCCUUCAGAACUGUGAGAAGUCACUCGAAGAUUUGGGUGGCAAAGUUCAUGAUCUUUACCAGGAGAUAAAGGCUACACCUGCCACUGACGAGCUGCCAACAGAAAUUAUCACAGUGGUCGAGUCUUUACAGCAGCAACAUGACAGUCUAAAAACCAGGCUGAGUGAGCGUCAGAGUACCUGCUCUACAAACACAGCUCGCUGUUUGAUGGACUCUCUUCACACCCUGCAGGAAUGGAACCACAGCAAACCAUCAGAGUCCAGUUCUUCUGUGCAGGUGACAUUAGAGGAAGGUGAAAAGUUGCAGGUCGGCCUGCGGGAGGCGCUGUCUCACCAGCAGUUUCUAUCAGACUGUUUGAUGCCAGUCUUGUUUGAGAAACUGGAGAGAGAGGGUUCAGAGACACUCAGAGAAGCAGACACACACAAGGCUUCUCUCAGCCAAGGCUUAAAGGAACUUGAUGAAAGGAGUAAAGUAAAGCUGCAUGAUGUCCUCCAGGGUAAUCGGGAGGACACAAAGACAUCAGCAGUGGCACCACCACGAAAAAACAAGCGCUCAUCCGAGAAAAAACAUCAAGUUAAAGAACAGAAAAACAUUCCCUUAACAGAAAAAUCUACAUCUAUUGAUGACGAAAUGUCUGUUUCAGCUGAGCUGCAAACUGAGGCUAAAACAGCAAAACCUAGUGUGACAGCAGCCAUGCAAGACAUAAAAAUCAAUGUCGUGGAGCAAACCAGAAUCGAACCAACAAGGAAGAAAUCUCAGAGUAAAACAUCAGAAGAACCGUUUAAAAGUACAAAGCAAGAUAUCACUGCUGAGCCUGUUGGAGCUGAACAAAUGGAACAUGCUGUCAAUGAACCUGAUCUGAUCCAAAAGAUCACUGAGCAGUCUGCACCUGGUGCUAGUGAGAAGACUACACCUGUACCAUCCAGAAGAAAGUCCAAGACUUCAGCCACUUAUACUGAGCCUAUUAUGGUGAAAACUAUUACUCAAGGCUCACCCAGAAAUCAAACAGGAACUACUGUUGUUGAAGAAAUAAAAAAUAUAGCUACCAUUGUUCUAGAUGUAUCAGAGCCAUUCACAGCUGGCCCUGUAACAACUGAUGUUGCAGGUGAACUUAACAAGAAAGCGCAGGGGUCCUUGAAAUCUUCCAUUAUGACUGAACAAGCUGAAACCAUGGUUGUUGAGCAAGCCAAGCUUGGACCUACCACUAAAGAGUCAAAAAGUCCAAAUGUGUCCUCAAAGGUUUCUGUAGAAAAACCUGCACAGAUUAAGGGUGAUGCUGAGAAUGAAACUACACAGUUGACCACACAACCAGUUGAAACUGCUGUUUUGGGAGAAAGUAACCUCUCACCAACCAAAAGAAAGUCAAAGAGACCAAAACUUUCCCCAGAACUUUCUAACAAGGAGAAAACACACACCACAGGGAAGACUGAAUGCCAAUUAGGUUCUAAGGAGCAAACUGAAGCUGUUGUUGUGGAGGAUGAAACUAAGGUCAUACGAACCAGGAGGAAGUCAAAUAGUCUUGAUAUUUCAACUGUUCCAGAGACGACUGUUGAAAAAUCUAAUUUGGUGAAAGAGUCUGAGAAGUCUUCAGCUGCAGACUUUGUUCCAGAGUCAACUAAACUUGAUGUUUUGGAACCAAGUAAGAUUUUACCCCCCAAACGAAAAUCAAAGAGUCCAAAACUUCCCAUGAAACAGGCUGAUCAGAAGGCAGCACAGACGGAAGAACCUGAAAGUCAAAGGUCUGCUUUGAGUUUGAGGGAGCAAAGUGAAAGUGUUGAAACAAAGAUCAUUCCAACCAGAAGAAAGUCAAAAAGUGCUGAACUUAGCACAACAUUGCAGCAAGUGGAACCUGAAGAUAAUAAGAAAGAACCUGAUGGCCUGAAGUCUUGUUCAACUCCACAGGUGGUCACAGAAACAGUUGUUGUAAAAGAAAAACAGAUUUCUCCAACCAAAAGAAGAUCAAAGGGCCCAAAGCUCCCCCCAGAACAUGCUAACAAGGAGGUUGCAGUGACUAAGCAAGAGUCUGGAAGUCAGAAGCCUCCAGUGAGCUCUAGCGUGCCAACUGAAACUGUUAUUGAAGAAACAAAGAAUAUAGCAACCAUUAUUCUUGAUGUAUCAGAGCCAUUCACUACUGUCCCUGUAACAAAUUAUCCUAAAGUCAAGGUUUCCACAGUUCCAGAGUCAAUAUCUCACCUUGGUAUAAUUACUUGUGUUGCACCAGAGGAAAAUGACUGUGUAACCACAGGGUUUAUUCAAGGGCAAAGUCAAACUUCUGUUGUGGAACAAAGCAAGUUUGUACCACCAAAAAGAAAAUCAAAGAGUACAGGACUUGAUCUUAAACUUGAGGACACUGAUGCACCUCAGACAAUGGCUGAGCCUGAAGGACAAAAAUCUUGUUUGAGUUCCAAUGAGCAAAAUGUCAGUGAAGAAACAAAACUUAUACCAACCAGAAAAAAGUCAAAGAGUGGUGACUUUUCCAUGACUUCCAAGGCAGUUACCAAUGUUAGAUUAACUGAUGUAGAAAAAGGUGUUGAACCUUUAUCAGAACUUGUUACCACAGAGCUGACACAUGUAAAAGAAAUUCCUGGCAGUCAUAAGCCAGCUUCUACUCUAGAAGUGGUCACAGCAACAACUGAAAUUACUGUUGUGGAAAAAGGUAAGCCUUCGCCACCCAAAAGAAAGUCAAAGGGUGUUGAACCUUCAAAAGAACCUGUUUCCAAAGAGCUGACAGAGACCAAGGAAAGGUCUGACAGUAGCAAGCCAUCCUCAACUUCAGAAAUGUUCCCAACAACAUAUGAAAUGAGUGUUGUGGAAAAAGGUACACUUUCACCAACUCCAAAAAAGUCAACUGGUGUUGAACCCUUGACAGAACUUGUUACCAAAGACCUGACAAAGACCAAGGAAACGCCUGACAGUGAGGAGCCGUCUUCAACUUCAGAGGUGGUCCCAGCAACAUAUGAAAUGAGUGUUGUUGUGGAAAAAGGUGUUCUUUCACCAACUCCAAGAAAGACAACUGGUGUUGAACCUUCAAAAGAACUUGUUACCCACGACCUGACAAAGACCAAGGAAACAUCUGACAGUGACAAGCCGUCUUCAUCUUUAGAGGUGGUCCCAGCAACGUAUGAAAUGAGUGUUGUGGAAAAAGGUGUUCUUUCACCAACUCCAAGAAAGUCAACUGGUGUUGAGCCUUCGACAGAACUUGUUACUAACGACCUGACAAAGACCAAGGAAACACCUGACAGUGAGAAGCCGUCUUUAACUUCCGAGGUGGUCCCAGCAACGUAUGAAAUGAGUGUUGUUGUGGAAAAGGGUAUAGUUUCACCAACUCUAAGAAAGUCAACUGGUGUUGAACCUUUGACAGAACUUGUUACCAAAGACCUGACAAAGACCACGGAAAUGUCUGACAGUGUGAAGCCAUGUUCAACUUCAGAUGUGGUCCCAGCAACAUAUGAAAUGAGUGUUGUUGUGGAAAAAGGUGUUCUUUCACCAACCCGAAGAAAGUCAGAGAGUGUUGAUCCUUCCACAGAAGUUGUUAGUGAAGAGCUGGCAAAGUCAAAGGAUGAGCUUGACAGUCAUAAGCCCUCUUCAACUCCAGAGGGGGUGCCAGCAACAUAUGAAAUGAGUGUUGUUGUGGAAAAAGGUAUAGUUUUACCAACUCUAAGAAAGUCAACUGGUGUUGAACCUUUGACAGAACUUGUUACCAAAGACCUGACAAAGACCAAGGAAAAUCCUCACAAUGAGAAGCCAUCUUCAACUUUAGAGGUGGUCCCAGCAACGUAUGAAAUGAGUGUUGUUGUGGAAAAGUGUAGUCUUUCACCAACCUCAAGAAAGUCAGAGAGUGUUCAACCUUCGACAGAACUUGUUGCCAAAGAGCAGACAAAGACCAAGGAAGACCCUGACAGUGAGAAGGCAACGUCAACUUCAGAGGUGGUCCCAGCAACUUAUGAAAUGAGUGUUGUUGUGGAAAAAGGUAGUCUUUCACCAACUCCAAGAAAGUCAACUGGUGUUGAACCCUUGACAGAACUUGUUACCAAAGACCUGACAAAGACCAAGGAAACGCCUGACAGUGAGAAGCUGUCUUCAACUUCAGAGGUGGUCCCAGAAACAAAUGAAAUAAGUGUUGUUGUGGCAGAAGGUAUGCUUUCACCUACCAACAGACAGCCAACGGCUGUUCAACCUCCAGCAGAACUUGUUCCCACAAAGCUGACAUCAACCAAAGAGGAGCCUAGCGGUCAGAAGUCGUCUUUAACUCCUGAAGUGCCUCAAACAGAACCACCUGCCUCCACCAUGUCUACUGACACACCCCAUGUGGCAGAGUACAUCGACAACAUGAUGAAAAAUGCAGUUGAGAUUCAGAAGAGAUAUCUGGUCCUUGAUCUGCCUGAGAUAGGAGUUACCCAGACAUGUGAGAUAAAGCCACAUCGGCUUGAUGAAAUUGACUCUACUCAACCUCCCUCUGCCGUUUUUUCAUCAACACACCCUCAUAAGGCAGAGAUAGAGUUUUCAGAAACUAUCUUAUCUGAGCAAGACCUAAUGAAACCAAGUGAUACUUUGAAUCAGUUGAAACUCUCACAGGAACAACCCAGAGAGGACAUGGAACAAGGUGUCCACAAAGUAUCAACACUUUACCUUCAUGAUGCACCUAAGAGCCUGGAAGAGAAGCUGAUUAGAGUGGAAGAAAUCCACAAAGAGGCUGAAGUGCAUGUGGAUACACAGACUGGUCAGACACAAUGUAAGACAGAACCACAAAGCAAGGAUAUUAUUAGCACUGAUAUUCAGCCAGAGAAGGCUGCAGCUAAGAUAGGUAGAGGAGAUAGGGUAGAAGUGCAAAAAAACAUUAGUAAAUGUGAAGACAAUGUGGCUAAAGGUGACUUUUCCCAACCCACCACUGUUUUUGCAGCAGUGCAGAAAAGUGAAUCAGAGACACAGUUGCUACAAAUAAGCUUAUCUGAGCAUGACACAGGAAAACCAGGUCAACAGUUGGAGCUCUUGAGAACAACACAGGGAAGACCCAAGGAUGUCAAGGAUUUUGAUGUCCAGGAAGAGCAUGGCAAAGUGUUGACACAUGAUGUGCAUGAUACACCCAAGUGCCUAGAUGAAAGUUCUGUUAAGGAAAUCCUCUUGAGGCCUGAAGUGCGUGUUCUACAACUAGAUAUACAGACCAGCCCAGAGCAGGAAAACACAUCUGUAACAAGAGCAAAAGUGAUCGAUAUUGUUCAAACAAGUAUCCAGAGUGAAAGAAUGUCAGGAAAUGAAGAUAUAACUACUGCUGAUGUUACACCAGAGAAAGAUGCAGUUGAAAAGACUGCAUUAAAGAUGAAAGAAAGCAGUGCUGAAGACAGUGUUCCUAAAAUUGACUUUCCUGCUUCUUCUGAGUCUUUACAACCACACGUGACAGAGACAGAAUUUAUAGAAAUAAACAUAUAUGACCAAGACAUAGUAAAACCAAGCCAAACUGAAAGUAAGAUAGAGCCUUUGAAAACCACACAGAAUAGACCUUCUGAGGUUAAGGACCAUGGGGACCAAGAAGAGCAUCCUGAAGUGUCAGUGCAUGGUAUGCCCAAUGUACCCAAGAGCCUGGAUGAAAAGUCUGUUAAAGAGGGAGAAAUCCACAUAAAUGUACAUGAAUGCAAAACUGUCAUGGAAUCAAGUAUCCAGUAUGAGUCAGUUAAAGAAAGCAAGGCUGUAACUUCCACUGAUGAUCAGUCUGACAAGCCUGCAGUUAGAAUGACCAGCAAAGAAGUGCAAGAAAGCUUUACUGAAUCCCUGUCUGAACCUGGUGUGGUCCUGAAAGCCCAAACUGAGAGACACAAAACAGAUGCGAAGGAAAAUAAGAAAGAAGAUCAGAAUAAGGUGAAGAAGAAAACAACUCAGGAAGAGGAAAGUGAAAACAUGGUCAAGGUAGAAAUACAAAAUGUUCCACUCCCAAUGGCCACAACCACCACCACUGGUGAAAUGAGACUUCAAAGUAUGGAUUCACCACAGGAGGUGGACAAGGCUGGCAUGGUAUCACCAACAUCAACGCAGACAGUUCAGAAAUCUUCAACUGACAUUGUCUGGGGUGAGUUAACCAUGGCGGAAGGAGUGCCCUCUCAGGAAAACAAAACUAAAGCAGAAGCAAGUGUUAUGACGACUGAGAAACUUGUCCUGGAGGUACCAGAAGAAUCUGCCAUGGGGACCCUCUUCACAGAAGUACAGCUGCUCGCAGGAACCGGACCCAACAUUAAACUCAUUGAGGGUAAACCACUGGAGGAUGCUCCGGAGUCUCUGAUGACAUCCACCAGUGAUCUGAAAAAUCGUCUAAGCAGGCUGGUGUCUAAAGUCCUGAGCUGCAAGAACCACCCAGCAGAGCUCAACCCAACAGUCAUGGCCCAGCAGCUGGAGGAGGCUCAGGAGUGCAGAGAGUCUGCCCAGGCACAGGUAGCAUGGCUCUUUCAGUUGAGAGGUGCUGAUGCUGAGAACCGGGACACUCUGGAGCUUGUGGAGGACCAAUGGUGUACUGCUGCUCAGGAUGCAGCUGCUGUCUCUCAGAGUAAAGAGUCCCAGCUGCAGGUGGUGACUGAAUACUGCAGACAGACCCAAGCAGCCAAGACCACACUGGAGGGACUGACAGCAGAACUGGACGCUGUUAGAAAGUCCCCAGAGGAGAGCAGCACCAAGGAAGCAGAGAGAUUGAGCUCCUUACAGAGAAGUAUAGAGGACAACAGGACAGUCCUGGGGGAGAUGCUCGUGACCCAUACCAAGUUGUGCCCCCAUCUCAGCCGGUCUGAGCGAACAACUGCACAGGCUGAGCAGAGGAGCCUACAAGAGGCGUGGAGAGGCCUGGAAAAAGCUGUGGAGAGGAUCUUGUUUCAUACAAAUAUCAACGCUCAUGAGACCAGCAGCCUCCUGUCCGUGUUAUCAAGUCUUCAGGAACAUUUGAAGACAAUCGGCAAAGACCUUGAAACCAAGUCUGCUUCAGAUACUCAGUGGAACUGCAAGAAGGCACAAGAGUUGAUGGAGGCAAAUGCUGAGGUUAAAGCUGCCCAACAAAAAUACCUUCAUUUGCAGCAGCUGUCAGAGGUAGUACUCCUCAGUUCACGGUGGGAGAAGGAAACAAAGGAGAUACAGCAGGGUCUUCAGGGGGUUAAAGAUGAACUUUGCCACACAGAAGAGUUGGUGUCAUCCCAAACUCAGACCAGCAGCAACCCCAUCAUGGAGAAAAUCAUUGUAGUGAUGAGGGAUGGCCUUGCAUGGGCAAAGCAGACAGAGAGUGACAUUGAGGGCAGGAGGAAAAGGGUGGCUCUCCUCCCUGAGGAGGUGCACCGGCAGCUCAGAGAUCUGAAGAAGCUGCAGUCUGAAGUCAUGGCCAAACAGGGCCAACUGGAUUCACUGGUAGAGGAGAUGACAGAGUUCCUUCCACAGCUAGACCAGGCUGAGGAGGUGCCCAUGGUGCGCUCAACUCUGGAAUCCUUUGAGCAACUCUCAAAGUCGACCACUGACAAACUAGCCAUGGCUGUGAGAGAGAUAGAGUCAGGACUGCAGACCAGAGAAAAGCUGUCGGAGCAGAUUGCUGACCUUGACUCCUGGGUUGUGGCUCAUCUGCAUAGAGAGGCCUCCAGGAGUUCAGAUGAUGAGCUCAGGACACCUAUUGAAUUUGAUCGUAGAGUUCGUCAGGUCCAAGAGACCUUAGUUGAGGCUGAGAAACAGGCUGCUGUGUGUGAGGCUCUUUUAAUGAAGACUAAAGACAUUGCCUCUGAACUCAGCAUCACAGAGAACUGUCAGCUUUCUAACAAGCUUACCAGUCUCCAGGAAGACAUCCGAGCCAUCAGCAGCUAUGAGAAGGCCAACAAAAAGGAGCUGGACGAGCUCAUCCAGUGUUUAGAUUCAAGCAACAAGGACCUGGUCACUGUUGAAAAAAACAUCAGGCAGAUGUUGGUAGAUCUGACUAGACACAGGUACCCCAUCACAAGGGAGUCCCUGCAAGCUUUGGAGCCUUACAAACACAUGAUUUUGGAGCACAAGUCCCAGGUUGACUUCCUGCAGCCAUGGAUUCCCCAAGACAAGACAAGGGAACUGUACUCAAUAAUUGCUGAAAUUCAAAGAAAAAUGGCCAUCGUGGAAAUGAAAUCCAUAGAGCAUGAGAGGUACCUGUACAUGAGGCAGUGUGUAGAGGACCUCAGGGAGGACGUUGGGCAGCAGGGCCGCCAGACCAAAGAAGACAGCAAAGAGCCAGAGGAGAAGUACAAACUCUGUCAGACCCUGCUUGCCCAGAUUCCUCUCAUAAAGUAUUUGUCUGAGGAGGCUCACUCUAAACUCCAGAUGAUUGCUGCUGACCUUUACCCCUCACAACUGACCACAGAGCGUCAGAGACUGAAACAAAACAAGGAGAGCAUCGAAACCUUGGAGGUGACACUCUACAACAACCUCAGCAUCAUUGAGACCAAAAUGCCUUAUGAACUGGACUUUGACUCAGAGAAGAAAGCCGCUCAGGCUUUCCUCUGGAAGACCCAGCAGGAGCUCCAGAUAAUCCCAACGCUAGAGCCAAAUGAAACAAUGAUUAAGAGCAAAUACCGGAGAAUCGUGUCUUUGAAAAGGACUGUAGAGUCAAGAAUGAGAGCACUGGAGGUUCUAAAGCAAAAGAAGGGAAGCAGGCAAGGAAGCGAAUUACAAAAUCUGAUGGACUUGAAGAAGGCAGUCCUCAGUGAAUGUGACUCACAUAUGGGGGACAUCACCCACGCCAGAGAGUCUUUAAGAAGCUACACAUGUGCUGUUAGACAAGCAGUACAGUUUCUGAGUGACAUCGAGGUCUGUCUGCUGCCACCGCAAGGCUCUGCUGGACUCUGCUCUGAUAGACUGCAGGAGACCCAGCAGGCUUUGACCAAACUGCAGGAGCAGUUCCAGACACAUGUGGAGCAGCUUCAGAACCAGGCCCCCCUGCAUCCUUACUUGUGCCCCCAGAAGGUUGAGCAGCUCCAGGAGAAUAUUCUGAGCCAGCUCCUGGUGAGGAUGUCCACUCUCCAGGCAAAGGGCCACAUUCAACUGGAGUGUCUCAACAGGUGUGCAGAAAAUCACAGAAAAUACACAAAGUGUCAGGAGGAAAUCAUGCAGAGUGUGAAGAGCGCAGAGUACAGCCUCUCAGAGGUCAUCCGUCAAAAGGUCAUCUGCCUCGCUGACUGCACUGACCAGGAAACCAGGUUCCGAGCUCUGUCCGAGGAGCUGGAGUCCCUGCAGGGGCGUCUGGAGGAGCUGAAGGAGUGGUGUCCGGAGCAGAGCUGUUGUAGAAGCAGGGUGGCUACCGUGACUGCCCUCUGGAAACAGGUGUCAAGACUGCUUCGCUGCACACAUGAGCUGACAGCUCGUAGUAAGCAGAGGAUCGAAGAAUGGAGCGAGAUCACCAACAGUGUGGAGAAGGCAUCCGUUGUCCUGGAGCAGGUGGAGGCGGAGCUUCCAGACAACGCCGGGGUUAAGGCCUCCACCGAGGAGCUUCAGGACUUGCUGCAGUCCUGGGAACAGUACCAGGACAGACUGGACUGCGAACACCGAGCGCUGUCCGCACUGGAGCUGCGCACUGCCACGCUGCUGGGUGUCCCUGCCCACCUGGAAGAGGCUCCUCCCACUCCACUCUGCCAGCGGCUGCAGGCGAUGCAGGCUCGAUACAGCAGUGUGAAGCAGAGGAGCAGGGAGGGUUUGGAGGCAGCAAGGAUGGAGCUGGAGGAGAGAGAAAAGGUCCACAUAGAGCUUCAGGGCAUCCAGGUUUGGCUGGAGGCUGCAGAUGACCUUCUGUCAGAGAUGGAGCAGAGCAGCAGCACACAGGAGCUUCAGGAGGUUCACAGCCAGCUGUGUACCCAGAAGGCUUUGCUCCAGCGCAUCAUGGAGACCCUGAAGAUGAAGUACAGCGACAUGUACACUCUGGUACCAGUGGAGAUCGAAGGCCAGGUGCAGGAGGUGAAACAGUCGCUGCAGCACGUGGAAGUGAAGGUGGGGGAGGCGUUGGAGAGGAGCGAUCCUGUCAACAGGCUGGGGGCAAAGUUGUCUGAGAUCCAGGCUGGCCUGAGGUCAGUUCAGAAAAGACUUGAAAAGAGAAGCCCCGAUGUGACUCAAGCUAAGAUCACUCAGAAGCGUGUGUGGGAUGAGCUGGACGUUUGGCACUCGUGUCUGGCGGCGUUGGAGAUGGACAUGCAUGACUUGGAGAAUCCAGAGGAGGCGCUGCACCUCACUGAAAGACUCGUGGAGGUCCAGCAGCUCCACUCCCAGCUGGCCAAACAGGCGGAGCAGAGGACAACGCUCAUCAGCAAGAUUCAUAAUUGGCUUCAGGAGCAUCAGGAGAUGAUCAAGAGCUCUAAGAGUUGGAUGGCUGAGGCUCAGUCGUGGCUCGCUGCCCCCUGCACCUACACCACCGCUAAAAGUCUGAGCACCAAUGUUCAGGCUCUGCAGAUGGUGUUGGACGACUCGGCACAAAUCCGAACCACUCUACAGGGCUUCAGCUCGGUCCUGAAGGAAAUGUCACAGGUUUGUGACAUCACAACUCUCCAGGAACAACUGAUCGAAGCUGAUAGCCAAGUGGCCAACGUUCAGGACAGCUUCAUUGCUCCUCUGUCUCAACUGGAGCACGCUGCGGCCGAGGUGGAAGCCAUUGAAAGUGAAGUCAAGAAGAUGGAGGAUGAUGUGGCUGAAAUCAAGACCAUACUAUCAUCUCCAGAAUCUUUCCCCAGCCCCAGAGAAGAAAGCCUCAAGGCUGUGGAGCAGAGGAUCCAGUCUAUGAGGAGGACUAUUGCAGAAAUCCAGAAGUGUAAACCAGACCUUUGUCUUCCAGACAAGUCUGAAGAGACUCUGACUGUCUUUACUGUAGUGGACCAGCUCCAGACCAUGCUGCUGGAACUGGAGAAGAAGGUCCCUGCUCUGUUCAUCCAGCAGCCUCCCACUCCAGUCCAAAUCAAAGCUGUGACGGCCCAUGAGAUGACCUCUCAACCUCAGUUCCUGAAAUCCACUUUGGUGGAGGCUGAGGAGGAAGAGGAGCAGGGCCAAAUCAGGAUCGCCCAUGUCGAAGUCGACGUUCUGAGGCGAUCCGGAGCCACACUGCUGACUGUGGAGCAGUCUUCACCUGAACAGAGAAAGUCCUGGACACCUGAAAGCACUCAGCAGCGGGAACAUGGAGGCGUGCUCCAGGCUGAAGAAGCCAUAGAAAAAAAAGGGAGGAGUGAGGAGCAGAGAGUGGAAGAAGGUGGAAGAGGUGUUUUAUGGUGGCUCUGGGAUACUUUCCUUGCCGCUUCUCCAGAGGAACCUCUGGUUGUCCCAGAAGAGACUGCUGAAGCUGCUACUGAACAAAGCACUGAACAGACUGGAGAAGAUAGGCCGGAUGUUGAGGGCCCCACUGACACCACAGAAGCAAGUUCAUCAGAAGCUUUAUCAAAACCGCUGGCCACAGUCACAACUCAGUCACUGCCUGAGAGCAUGGUAAACACUCAAGCCUCCACCAUAAACGUCUCCAAAUCCGACUCUGGAGCCCAGCAGAAAUGUGUAGUCUCCUAGAUGUAGAACUUGUAUGACUAGAACUUCUCACUGCUUCUUGAUCUAAGCACUUUCGACUUCUUCUAGAGCCGACCUAAGAUCUCACAUCUAUUCUGAGACUAAUCCUAGAGCCCACAAUGUCUUCUAGAACCCAUCGUAGAAUUCCCAUUGUGUUCUAGAAUCAAAGUCAGAUCUGUCAUUCCUUCUAGAACCAAGCCUAGAACAUCAGUGUUUACAGUCUAUCGUCGGUCUCUCGGCUUCUUCUAGAGCCAACCUUAACUCUCGAAUCAAGACUGAAUUUCAAAGCGUUCCUCUCUUCUAUAACAAACAAAUGCAGAGCUCUAGGAUCUAGAGACAAUGUCAUCUAGAAACAAGGCUUCCUCUAGAACUCUUUCUUGAUUCAACUUGGACCUUCCUGUGUCUUCAUCAAUCCUAGAUUUAAAGGCUUUAUCUCAAAUCAACUUCUAGAGCUGUAUAUGUCUUGUAGAAUUAUUAUUUUCCUAGAAUCAAAUCUAGAGCCCUAGAAAGAUUCUGGUACUAAGCCAGGUUCCAGGCUCUUCUAGAAAGUCUCACUUUUAAACCCUCAGUGCAUUUACAUGGCAUGAUGUGGAGAAUUCCAGAUAUUGGCUUCCAGCAGUUCAGAGAUGUUGACAUUUUGUCAGACAUUUGGAUUUAUUAUCAGUGUUUCUUACUGCAUUAUGACUAAUCGAACAGAGGAUAUGAUAGUAUAAUUAAAUUAGACGUGUGCCAAAGAUCAACUUUUUUCCAAGUUGAUUUGUGUUUACAUGAAGGACUACUGAGCUCGUCCAUACUCAGAGUAAUUCUGCCCAUUCAUUGACAUGUGGUCACCAGUGAGAUGACACAGCAGAUUAUUUGCAACUAUGUGAGAAGUGGUUGGCAGGGUGAUGGUUACUAUUUUACCAGAAAGCAGACUUAUAGUAUUUAGCAUGUGGGGUGGACGGUUUUAACAGUCUGUAAUAAGCUUUUGCAUGGAUCUGAAUUCUGAUGGGUUGAUAUGUUUUUAUAAAAGGCAGAAACAAAGUGUACUAAUAGACAUAUUUUGUGAAUGAUGUUUUCUAAUGUAUCAUAUAGGAAAUGGUGUUUUAAAAUAGAUUUGAUUGUCGGCCUUUCAUUUACUAUCUGAGCUCAUUUGCCAGCAAAUGCAGAGUAUAUCUGUCAAAAUAAACUCUUGUUUGCUUGCUUAUAUGCAUCUGCAAUUCUUAUUUCCAUAAGUUGAACAUGACAAUUAAUUGGUGUUGUACAGAGCUGAUUGAUUAACUGGGUAAUUAUGACUUUAAUUGCUCAGUCACUGCCUGGCAGCAGGGGAGAGAGUGGAGAGAAAAUCACGUUCGCUCUCGACAAUGCAGCUUUUUUACCUUUUCUAAGAUAACUGAUGGCCAUGAAAAUGCACUGGUUUGACAUGAUUACUGAUUAACACGCUGUUGUUGGCAGGUGAAAACCACAUAAUUCAAAUUUAGUCUUGGUUUAGUAUUAAUCAAUUAAAAGGAUUGUACUCAAAUAAUAAUAAAAAAAAUGUUGUACUCGCUCGUGCAAGAUGUUUUAAAGCUUUGUCCUUGCAAGAAGCUUCAGUUUUUGAGAUACAUGGUUUUCACCUGAAAGCAGCCGUACUGAGAUGUCUUAAAUUACAUAGCAUGUGCUGUACUUUUACCUUGUUCCACUUUUGUCUUUCCAUUCUGUCUACAUAUCCAAACAAGAGCACAAAUACAAAUAAACCCACAUCAGUGAUCUACUC
This is a messenger RNA of Larimichthys crocea (large yellow croaker), 26638 nucleotides long. It is a transcript of the gene syne2b, whose product is annotated as spectrin repeat containing, nuclear envelope 2b. The record is from RefSeq and is a predicted model, not a curated record. The coding region runs from base 493 to 24906 and encodes 8137 amino acids. Gene Ontology annotation, molecular function: protein binding. The transcript has 80 exons. NCBI's taxonomy places the organism in Eukaryota, Metazoa, Chordata, Actinopteri, Sciaenidae.